CUACUGCCUGGGGAUGGGGGGCUGGAGCAGAGAGAUCUAAGACCCAGAGUCAAGAGCCUAGUACACAGCAGGUGCUUCAUCAAUGCUUGACCCUGAAAUACCCAGGCACGUUCUGGUGGACCAGGCCGGAGAGAAGUGGAAGGGGCCACUCCCCGGGCAGACCAGGACCGGACCUGAGGGCUGGAGAGGCUGAAGCCGCCAUCCUGAGCUAAGCAGGGCCCUGGCCUGGGUGCCAUGAAGCUGAACGAGCACAGCGUGGCCCACUACGCGGUGAGCGGCUCUCCAGCUGACCACAAGGGUUUCCUGCGCCGCUGCAGCAGCCCGGGAGCCCGCCAGCCCGCAGCCGGUGUGGGGGGCUCCUGUCCUCGCUGCUGGUUUGUGCUCAAGGGGAAUCUGCUCUUCUACUUUGAGGGGCAGGAGAGCCGGCCUCCGCUGGGUCUCAUUGUGCUGGAGGGCUGCACUGUGGAGCUGUGCGAGGCCCCCCAGGAGUUUGCCUUUGCCAUCCGCUUCGAUGCCCCCGGGCUGCGGCCCUACGUGCUGGCGGCUGAGGAGCAGGCCGCCCAGGAGGCCUGGGUGAAGGUGCUCUCCAGGGCCAGCUUCGGCUACAUGCGGCUGCUGGUGCAGGAACUCGAGGGGCAGCUCCGAGAGAUGCAGCUGGGCCUGGCCUGCCGCCACCCUGGCUCCCGCCGCCUGCCCCACAGGCCUCCAGACCAGCCACCCCCCCAGCUGGAGGACGAGGGUAUCCCCCUGGCAGAUGCAGAACGGGAUGAGGCAGCCACAAAGCUCCCUGCUCCCCUUGGCCGCCGUCGCCUGGCAGAGAACUGUCCCUGGGGCCCGGCUUGUUUGCCCCUGAAUGGGGGGGACAGCCCAGUGUCCCCAGAGACCUCCUGCUUCCCCAAGCUGCAUGACUGGUAUGGCCAGGAGAUCAUGGAUCUGCGGAGGGAGUGGCUGCAGGCCAGGAGCCUGGGUGGAGGCCUGUGAGGGGCAGGGCAGGGCAGGGCAGGGCAGGGCAGGGCCAGGGCUCCAUCUGGCUUGUGGGGGUCCAGCUCAGCUCUGUGGAAGAAGCUGCCUUUUCACUCUCCCUAACCCCAGCCCCAACUCCCUCCUUUCCUAUCUUUGUUAAGACACCUUCCCUCCUCUGCCACUUUGGUCACUGUCCACAGGGAGGUGUCACACCCCUCUUUCCUCUCCCUAAUUGCUGGGUGGAAAGGAACCCCGACACAGGCCUCAGAAGCCAGUCAGAAAGGAAAGGCGGCUACUGAGUGGUGGGUGACCUGAGGGGAGUCACUGAGCAACUCUGAGCCUCAGUUUCUCCAUUUGUAAAAAUAAUCAGGAAGGGGAUCUCUAAUAGCUCUGAAUCCUAUGAUACCAGAACAUAACAUGGCAAGAAAAAGGAUAAUAAUGAGACAGUUUAGCCUAGUGGAUAGAGCUGGCCUCAACCGCAGGCAUUGUGAACCUCAUUUUACAGAUGGGGAAACUGAGGCCUGAGGCAGGGAUGUCCCUUGGCCACAUGUGGAAGGGAGGGCUGAGCUGGAGCCAUCUGCCUCCUGCCAGGCUCUUUCUCUCCAUGUGGCCUUCCUUGGGGCUGUCAUGGAGGGAUUCUUAUCGGGGUUAGAUUGGGUGAUUUUGGGCAAUCUGUUAAUUCCCAUUGAAAGAAAAAGCCUGUAGCCAAACCAGAGGCUCAUGGGUCCCGUGAGCGACUCCUUGUCUUGCAGCCCAAGGGACAUAAGGAGAUAAGGACAGAGAGGAAGACUGCAGUGAGGCCAGGCCUUUCCUCCCAGAGGCUGUCAGAUGCCAGGCAUAACCCAGGGGUCACUGACCUAGCCCAAAACCUGGAAGGUCCUUCCGUGUCACCUAAUCCAACCUUACCCUUUAAAGCUGAGGAAACUGAGGCUCACAGAGGCUGGGCAGUGUGUGAGGCAGGACCCCUGGGUCCUGGAGAGAGGCCUGAGAAGUGGGGGGUAGCUGUCAAGGGGGGGGCUCACCCCUUCCCUCUUGGCUCUGGUGGGAAUUCACAAUGCAGAGCGGAGCAUCUGAGUCAGAAGGAAGGUUCCCCGUCUGCAUCUGACUGAUGGGGAGGAGGCCCAGGCAGGGAGUGGUGAGACUAGAACCCGGGACCCCUGGCUAGCUGGUGGCUGUGCUCCUUCCUCCCUGCUGGGACAGGCACCCAGUUGUGGGCUUGGAGAGGCCUGUGUUUGACCCCUGCCUCCUGGGGCCCUGCACAGGAAUGUGCACAAAGGACCAGGCACCCCAGAACGGCUUUGAUGGUCCCCACAGGGUCCAGGGACUGGGUCUGACCCCCUCAGGGUCAGCAUCCACUCAAGUAAGCUGGCUGUUUUCUUGUGCCCUGCAGGACAAGGAAGCCCCUAAGGCCACAGGCUGGGCCAGCUGGUGGCACAGUACAGAGGGCUGGGCCCUGGUUCAAAAUCCAGCCUCAGAUGCUGUGUGACCCUGGGCAAGGCACAUCCUCUCUGCCUGCCUCAAUUUACCCAACUGUAAAAUGUGAGAAUAGCACUUCCCUCCCCAAGAUUGUUGUGACUAUCAAAUGAGAGCUCUGUAAAGCACUUAGCACACACCUGGUACACAAUAGGUGCUAU
Molecule: messenger RNA, 2597 nt
Organism: Dromiciops gliroides (monito del monte)
Lineage: Eukaryota; Metazoa; Chordata; Mammalia; Microbiotheria; Microbiotheriidae
Gene: PHETA2
Product: PH domain containing endocytic trafficking adaptor 2
Exons: 4
Coding region: 235-981 (248 amino acids)
Biological process (GO): endosome organization; retrograde transport, endosome to Golgi; receptor recycling
Cellular component (GO): trans-Golgi network; early endosome; recycling endosome
Source: RefSeq, a predicted model, not a curated record